AUGUCCUCGACUUCUCCCAGAAUCCUCCCCUUCGACCAUGUCCUCGACUUCUCCCAGAAGCAGAAGCAGAAACAGAAGCGGGGCGAAGGAGACGCCUCCUCCCUCACCACUACGGUCCGCGUCGGCCGUAGCCGCCACGCGAUGCGCGGGAUUGUCCGCAGCAUCCGCUCCCUCGGCGAUGCCGCCCCCGCGGCGGCGGAGGCGGGGGACGAGGUGGCGGCGCCGGAGAGGCCGCCGCAGCCGUGGGUGGGGGCGGGGGAGGAGAUGCUGGUGUUUGGGAAGGAGAAGAAGGCGAGGACGCCCGCAGUGUCGAUCCCGCAACCCGGCGGAUCUCGAGCGCGGCGGCGACGGCGGGGGGGCAGCCGCGGCGAACGAGGCCGCGGCGGGGCGGACGAGGCCGCGGCAUCGGCGGCGGCAGGAGCGACGGCGAAGCUCUGCCGCGGCGAUGGCGCCCCCGAGCCGAGCUCUGCCGCGGAGCUCGGGGGGCGCCGCGGCACGCACGGGGCCGGUGCACGCGGCGGCCUGCGGGCGUCGGGGUUGAGCGGAGGCGCGGGGGAGGUCGGGGUCGGCCGAGCUCGAGGUCGGCCGGUGCACGCCAACGCCUCCCUCUCCGUCGCCGUCGCCGCGGAGGAAACGCACGUCGACCCGGCGGCCUCGCGCGGGCGCUCGCUGUCCCGGCUGGCCGGGUUCUUCAUAAUAUUGUAA
Messenger RNA from Ananas comosus (pineapple), 705 nucleotides. RefSeq names its product circumsporozoite protein-like. The transcript has a single exon. The record is from RefSeq and is a predicted model, not a curated record. NCBI's taxonomy places the organism in Eukaryota, Viridiplantae, Streptophyta, Magnoliopsida, Poales, Bromeliaceae. Bases 1 to 705 code for a protein of 234 amino acids.